ACUUUCUGCUGUAUCUUGCUCUCUGUGUGUCAUCUAUAGAGAGUGAAUUGUGACAGGUUAUCUCAGAAUUAUGGAUAUUGUGACUAGGAUAAGGCUGUGGUUUAGAUGCUGUAAAGAUGUUGCUCCUUAGCCACUAUCAGUUUUAUUUCUCAUUAUAGUGAGCUGUCCUUUUUUGGCUUCAGAGACCAGUGAGGAAGAUUCAUUCCUUCAAAAUGGUGACACCUGUGAAAGCUGUGGCCUUACUUGGACAUGUUUUAUCCUGGAAUGAUAACACAAAGAAGGUGGGAUCUAUUCAACUGGAGGAAAAGCCUCGUAUACCAGAACCUCCCUACAGAACCUGAAACGCAGAGCCCUGACCCAAACCACAAAAGAACAAGAAGCACAGGGAGCAGGAGCUCUCAGGAGCCACAGCUGAAAACCUGAAUCAGCAAGCAAAAAAAAACAGUAAAUUGAAGAGUUCUGUGGGAAAUUAUAAGCUGAAAUGAAAAACAAAUCUGUGACUAGCAGAGAAAGCUGAAACAGAGAUUGGAAGUAUAGAAAAAGCGCUUCAUGCUUCUAGACAGUGAAAUUGAUGUUCCACUUGGGACAGAAGAAUAUCACUUGUAUCCAGUUGGGACAGCAGCUAUUGGAUAUGACACAUGGUACCUCCGGCUGAAGGAAAAGUGCUGAAAGGAAAAAAUACUGACUAGUAAAUUACUGGAAAGUGCAAAGAAAGCCCAUGGGAAAAGUGCCAAAGAAUUGAAAAACAAUGCAGGAUGAGGUAACAAAGACGUGCCUGAAAACCUCGUGGUUCAACUGGAAGCUUCUACUAUGCUGGAAAGUCAGAGAGGCUUGAAAAAAUUAUGAACAUCAGGAAAAUCACUGAACUAAAAAGGGAGCCAUGAAAAGCAAUGACAAAAGAGAUCUCAUUACCAAGGAAAAACCAAGAAAGAGCCUGGGGGUGUAUUUCAAAGAAGUUGUGACCAGGCUCAGCUUCACCACAUUUCAAAGGAACUGGGGAACCUGAACCUUUCUUCUGCCCUUUUUUUUUUUUUUUUGUGUUAAGAAAGCAAUCAAAAGCACAGGCUGCAUCCAUCAUGCUGAAAAACAUAAAGCCAGCACAGUAUGAGAGGACAAAAACUUCAAGAAAUGGGGAGGAAGUAAGUGAAUGUCUGUGAAGAAGUGAUUUAGCUCCAGAAUGGAAGUGUGGAGUCAACAAUUUGAUGUCUGUGAUAAAGGUCCCACACACUGGAGGGGUGUUCUUGCUGUGUCCUGGGACUGUGUUCUGCAGGGAUACUGCAGCAGGUGAAAGGUACUGUGACUGUAGGAUUUGAAGGAAGACAAGCUGAAUUUUUAGAGACUGGCUGUUCAUGUUGCUGGUUACCAUGGAGUGAUUGUUCUCCAGGAAAGCCAUCUUCUUUUGCCAUUGAGUAAUUGACUGUCCAGAGUCACCACGUAUCAUGAAGAGAUUUAGAUGGUAGGGCACAUGUGAGAUCUGCAAAGUCCCCAGGAGAAACAUCAGGAACAGGCACAAAGUGCUCAGUGAGGGCCAGCAAUGGCCCAGCUGCCAGGAGGAUGCCCAGGAUCAUUUCUCUGCUGCUGUUUGCCAUGGGCAUGGACUGACUCUGGAAUCGGUCCAGACUACAGUGCAGACUCUGUACUUGCCAUGGUAUAAAAGGACAGGGCACUGAGUUAUUGUGAGGUGGCUCUGAAAAGCCAUCCCUCUUCUCUUGGAAGAAAGAACUGUCCUGGCAAGGGUAGGGUGAGCUUUCCCACAUCAAUUAACUUCAAUCCAUUCUCGUUGGAACACAGAUGUCACAGUGAUGCAAAAAAAGCCUGACAAUUUGGAGGAGCCUCCCUUUCCCCAGGAAACUAUAAGAAGAAGGGAAGUGUACUUUGAAGAUACAUAUAUAUAAAAAAGCAGUUAAUCUUUUCCUGGAGCCAGUGCUUGCUACAUCAAGUCCAUUCCUGGUGCUGUCAAUCAUUAUCCAGCCAGCACAUUGUUCAGAAGGUGGAGCUGUCAGGCAGAAAGAAUGAAAGGUAAGGAAAGGAAGGCUCCUGCUCCUUGCUGAUGCCAAGGGUAAGUGAGAUUAUGUCAAACCUUUAAAGAGAGUCCCCUUUCUCUGCCCCACCCCCUGCUCCUAUAUAACACACACUGCAUUUAGCAAUACCUGCUUCCACCCAGCCAGCAGUGGGGUGAGUGCUAGCUGCUCCCCUCUGCUGAUGGAUGCUGUGGCCAGCAGCCCCCUUGGCUGGCUCUGUGCAGGUGUCACCACGCUUUUUGGGGUUGCCAUGGCCCAGAGGAGCCCGCUGGACAAAGCAAAGGUGCUGCUCUGCAGCCUCCUGCCUGCCUUGCUGUGUGUGGCCACGCUGGGGGCUGGCGAGGGGCUGGGGGUGUUUGUGGCCAUGUGCCUCGUCUGCUGCGUGUGCCUGGGGGACAGGGACCUGCUGCCCGUGGGUGACAGAGCUGUGCUCAUCACAGGAAGUGACACUGGGAUUGGACAUGCACUGGCUAAAUACCUGGACAGCUUGGGUUUUGUUGUGUUUGCUGGGGUUUUGGACAAGGACGGCCCUGGAGCUGAGGAGCUGCGGCGCUCCUGUUCCCAGAGACUCUCUGUCCUGCAGCUGGAUAUCACCAACACCUCUCAGGUCAAGGAGGCCUAUCUGACAGUCUCAGAGAAGGUGCAAAAUGCAGGACUUUGGGGUGUCGUGAACAACGCGGGAAUCCUGGGCUUCCCUGCUGAUGGGGAGCUGCUCCCCAUGAGCACCUACAGGCACUGCAUGGAGGUGAAUUUCUUCGGGGCUGUGGAGGUGUCCAAGACCUUCUUGCCGUUGCUGCGGAAAUCCCAGGGGAGGCUGGUGAACAUGUCCAGCAUGGCAGGAGGCAUUCCACUACCGAGGUACGCUGCGUAUGGGGCAUCCAAAGCAGCUCUGUCCAUGUUUUCUGGAGUAAUGAGGCAAGAGCUUUCCAAAUGGGGCAUUAAAGUCAUGGCAAUUCAUCCAUCAGGCUUCAGAACAGGUAUUGAAGGCACAGCAGAGCAGUGGGACAAGCAGGAGAAGGAGCUGAUGGAGAACCUCCCUGCAGACACCAGGCAGGCCUAUGGAGAGGAAUAUCUCCUGGGGCUGAGGAGUUACCUCCUCCACCUGCCCUCCCACUGUGCCCCCGACCUGUCCCCAGUGCUGGGCUCUGUUCUGCAUGCUCUGCUGGCCAGGAGACCCCAGGGCCUCUACACCCCUGGCAAGGGGGCCUAUGUCCCCCUCUGCAUCUUCUGCUGCUUCCCCCUCUGGUUCUACGACUUCUUCAUCAGCAAGGUGCUGAGUGCUGGCUCUGUUCCAAGGCAGCUGAGGACAUCAGGAGAUGGAGGCAAGAACCCCUGAGGUGUCCACUGGUGUUUCUCUCACUGGAUGGGGUAGCUGGAAAGAGCUCUGGACAGACACUGCUGCUUAUUGUGCUCUCUUUGUUAAGUUGCAUUAACAUUAAAUCUCUGUGUUAAGAGUCAUGUUUGGGAAAAGCAGUGGAUAAACAUAAAUAGAAAGCUAAUCUCAGAUGGGGCAUUUGUUGAGGAAUUUCAGUGUUUUCUUGUUGUCUUUGUAUCCUGCUUUCUGUGUCUUUGUAUUACCUCGUGAAAUGAUAUAGUUCCUGUCUGCUUCUAAGGGCAUCACUGAUAUGCAGAGAUGCAGAAUAGGUUUUGUUAAAGCAAAACAAAAACCCUUAGAGAGUCACCAACCUUAAAUCUUGUAAAAAGUUAAAUAUAUUCCUGUUGUUGAAGAGACUUAGAUCUGUGUAAUACAAGUCUUUUUAUCUACAGCUUCAGCCUGAUAUGUUUGGGGUCUGGUGUUUUCAUUCUGUUGUUGAACCUGAGAAAUUAUUGUCCUUUUCCCCCCAAGUUUUGUAAUGUAUACAUUCAGUUUCAAUGCAUAGUGUUUAGUUUUAAAGUUUGUAAUGCGUUCUCUUUGCUAGAAUAAGCAACACAAACUGGUUGGGGGAGAAAUGAAUGCAAACAGAUCAAGAUCUUUAUGAAGAGAUGAAUGAUUUCCUUCCUACAGUACUAAAAAUAGUCAUGGUGGGUGAAUCAGCUGCUAAUUUGAUCUGUCUGGGUCAUUCUGUCAUUGCCUGUAUAUGCCUGUGCUUAUCUAAUUGUUAGUAAACUCUGAUGUCAUUUCUGCUUUUUGUACAAUUCCUUACUCAAGUCUGGCUUUACAAAGAAUUCAUGGUUUUGCCCACUUUUGAUACCUUCUUGUUGUUGAUACCCCCUCUGCUUUGGGGGGAGUUUGUGCUCACUCAUCCAAGAUCAGUCAAUCCUCAUGUGGCUUUGCUGGAGUCCAGUGCCCAACUUCUGAUAGCCUGGGGUCGCUCCCCUUGCCUAAUUUCCUUCCAGGAGCACCAGGUGCCCUCCCUCCACUCUCCAAUGGCAAGUGGUUGGGCAACUCACCUGUAUUUUUCCUGCCUUAUUCCCUUUUUGCAUUGUCUGUCGCAUCCUUGGACUUUGAAAGGCUGCGAUAUUUUGAAAGAAAUCCUCAUCCCCCUGACUCCCAUGGUUUGGCCACGUGUCCUGUCUUUGACAAGAUGCAUUUCUUUUCCAGUGAUGACAAACUGAAAGUGAUCACAUUCUGAGCUUUAAAUGUAGCCACACUUUUUUCCUUUCCUUCAUGAGCAACUUCUAACUCUUCUGUCAUAACCCUACUGGUGUGAUGUGCUCUUGCACCCAACUGGACAAAAUCACUAUUUAAUUUGCAGCUAUGGCAUUUAUUCCAUCACUGUCCUGUGUCUGUCACCUCAGUGCCAGACUCCUGUAGAUGCACAGAGGAUUCUCAGAGGGCUUGGGCCAUCAUUUGAGUCUGUGCUCCAGUGGGGAAACCCUCCUGUCCUGUACUCAUUGUCACAAUAUCUGCUUUUGCUACUGAGGUUUAUCACCUGAUGGGUUUGUAUCAGUGCCCUGACUGUUGCAGACUUUUGCUUUCCUUGGAGGAAGUAAGUGUACUCCAUGUUUUGAACUCAGGAAAUCUGAGACUAUUUUUCUUUCUUUCUCCCAAUUUUUUCCUUUAUCUAUUUCCCUCUUUUUAAAUGUGUAAACAAAAAUAUGUAAU
This is a messenger RNA of Motacilla alba alba, 5067 nucleotides long. RefSeq names its product hydroxysteroid 17-beta dehydrogenase 2 (gene HSD17B2). Gene Ontology annotation, molecular function: oxidoreductase activity. The transcript has 8 exons. Bases 2203 to 3357 code for a protein of 384 amino acids. The record is from RefSeq and is a predicted model, not a curated record. Lineage: Eukaryota; Metazoa; Chordata; Aves; Passeriformes; Motacillidae.